GUUUGACAUUCCCCAUGUUUGCUCCUUACCUGCGUCACACGACCCCCUGGCUUCCGCAGGACAAUGAUUGGGAAUUAUGCUAAUGGGUUGGUCUUUGGUAGGACACGUUCGAGGAUGCCAAUGACACUGCAGAGGCGGAUGCUCCAACACCGACCAUGGAGAGGACAAGAUCGUUGACCAAACAGCGAUCUCCCUCGAGCUCACAAGAUGCCGCAGAAGUGCCAGCUCUGCCACCAAGAGAAACAAAUGGUGAUCAGAAGCACGGGGAAGACGAUACCAGACAACCGAAUUCACCACUCCUCACAUCACAUCGUCCCUCGACCUCGUCUCUGGAUAAUGGCGAAUUAGAUAACGUCAGCCUAGAUGAGGACACAAAUGCCGAGAAGUCCCCAUCACCAACUUCUGCUGGUCCGAAAUCACCACCACCGCUCCCACCAAAGAAGUCACCGCUACAAGGCCUCUCAGGCAAACUACCCUCAGUACCAUGGGCACCUCCUCCACCGCCCCACACGCCGGCUCCCGCUGCUCUUCCAGUCCCUGCUCCAGCACCCACAAGAAAGCUGACGAGUCCUUUCUCCUGGCUUUCCCGUAAUAGUUCACAGCCAAAAGAAACUAUUGUCUCACCUCCUAUACCAUCUCCAGGUGAGCGGAGAAAUACAGCGUCUUCGAUAGCUACGGUUGGAAGCAAUCCUGAGAUGAUGAUGAGCAAGUUGGAAGAAGGACACGAGUCUGAGGGACCCAAUGGAAAAGGCCGGCCAGCUCGAAACAGUCUAAGGGACAGAUUUAAGCUUCUACGAAUGCGAGAAGAAGCUGGUAUUACAGAGCUACCCGAAGACGACAAGGCAGUUGGUGGUUUAGCGGGAUUGAUGGCAAGGACGCCAACUUUUGGAAUGAGUUUGGGAAGUCCUACAGCCGAGGAUACAGCACAUCCACCUAUGUCUCCUGGUCCUUCAAGUCCGAAUCCUGCAUUGGCUCCUGGAAGAGCUGCUGGUGUAUCUGCAGGUCCAUCAGCAAUGACUGAUCCAUCAGCUCCUGUUGAUUGGGAUCUCUGGCAAGCAGUGGUGGAUGAAGGCCCCGCCGCAGUUGCUAGAACCAGCCCAGAAGAGUUAAAUCGAGCUAUCACUACCGGAAUUCCACAUGCUAUUCGAGGUGUCGUUUGGCAGAUAUUGGCUCAGAGUCAGAAUGAAGGGCUCGAGGGAAUGUAUAGGGAUCUUGUCAACCGUGGAACCGACAAAGACAAGGAUAGGAUGAGUGGAUCGAGUGGUGCUCAUAGUACGCACUCUGUCAACGGAAAAGAAGAGACAGUGGCCUCAUCUGCCUCAUCGAUCCAUUCUGAUCAUUCCAGCCCUGCAAAUACUUUGAUGAAUGGCUUGAGAUCUCCUUCGCCGCCAAAGGAUCCAGAUAUGAUAGCCAAAGCACAAGCUGAGAAGAAGAAAAAGGCCAAAGAGGACGCAGCUUCUUUGCAGAAACUUGAGAAGGCUAUUAGGCGGGAUCUGGGAGCUCGAACUAGUUUCUCCAAGUUUGCUGCUAGUGCUGGCUUGCAAGAGGGGCUCUUCGGUGUUUGCAAAGCGUAUGCUCUGUUCGAUGAUGGAGUUGGGUAUGCCCAAGGAAUGAACUUCUUGGUCAUGCCUCUACUCUUCAAUAUGCCAGAAGAAGAAGCCUUCUGUUUGUUGGUACGAAUGAUGAACCAUUACAACCUACGGGACCUCUUCACUCAGGAUAUGCCAGGGCUGCACAUGCACCUAUACCAGUUCGAACGAUUAUUGGAAGAUUUUGAGCCAGCUUUGUAUUGUCAUCUGCAUCGAAAAGGGGUAACACCUCACCUCUAUGCAACGCAGUGGUUUUUGACCCUGUUCGCCUAUCGAUUCCCACUUCAACUUGUUCUACGGAUCUAUGACUUAAUCCUCAGUGAAGGCCUAUCAGCCAUUAUCAAAUUUGGUAUUGUUCUUAUGCAGAAGAAUGCCCAAACCCUCCUCGGAAUGACGGACAUGGGAGCAUUGACAAACUUCUUGAAGGAUCGAUUGUUCGACGUUUAUAUUGAUCAAGCUCCGUCAGCUGGAUCUAUUCUCGAGUCAGGAUUUUUUGGUAGCUCAGGUGCAAGUAUCGACAAGGAGAUUUACCGGGCGGAUCAGCUCGUCCAGGAUGCGUGUGCUGUAAAGAUUACCCCGGAAAUCCUCAAGGCAUACACUGCAGAGUGGCAAGAGAAAGCACAGAUGGAGAAGGAGCGUCAAGCUGAGCUCGAAUUGUUGAAAGCUACGAAUCAUUCCUUGGCGUUCAAGGUUCGUCGAUUGGAAGAACGUGUUCAAGAGCAUGACACCGAGCACGCCGCACUUGCUACAGAUCUUGUCAAAACCAAAGUCGAGAAUGAGGAACUGAAAGAUGAGAACGAAUCCCUCAAGGGUCAAGUUCAAGAGUUAAGAUCGGUCAUUGAGAAGCAACCCGAGGAAGUCGAAGCACGAUUAAAGAGCGAAAUGGACCGCUUAAUGAAGCGGAACCAAGAAGUCCAUGAAGAGAACAGCAAGCUAGAAGAAGAGAUGAGCGAAAUGGAGAAGACCUUGGUGGAAACAAAGAUGCAGCUCGCAGAGGAGAGUUCUCAGCACGAAGCCUUACAGCGAAAAUGGACCGACCUCCGCAAAGCUGUCAGCAGCGACUAAUUCCUUCAUCACGACAUGUACAGCUCUUGUUCACUUCUACCUCUUGUCUUCCUUUUACAACCAACGACUCGAUUUGGGCUUAGCGAUGCAUGCAUACUUACGAACGAAAAACAAACCCUGUGAUAUCCCCCUUUCCUUUCUGACCCUAGCGCGUAAUGUAUGUUAUGAUUGUGUAUGGAUGGUUGAUGAGAGCCUUGGGCAUGCAUUUGUAUAUAGUGCGGUACUUUGGAGAGAGCAUGGAUGGGAAUGGAAUGAAAAGCGAAGCCUAUGCAAUGCUGUUUGCUUGUCGAGCAUGGAUC
Molecule: messenger RNA, 2953 nt
Organism: Mollisia scopiformis
Lineage: Eukaryota; Fungi; Ascomycota; Leotiomycetes; Helotiales; Mollisiaceae
Product: RabGAP/TBC
Exons: 4
Coding region: 156-2654 (832 amino acids)
Source: RefSeq, a predicted model, not a curated record